UACCUGAAGGCACCUAAAAUUCGAAGAGUAUGGCGGCGGAGUGUUUGACAACAUUAACAGAGCAGUGGAUACGGGACAGAUUACAAUUAAAACAUCCUUGUCUCGGUGAUGUCCGCUCGCUGAGCCUCCCGGGGACGUAUGAGGAGAAGAUAAGACAUCUGGGAAACUCACUAAAUAAUUUUGUCCGGCUAAAGUCCCUGGACCUUUCCUGCAACGCGCUCGUCUCCGUUAAGGGUGUUCAACAUUUGAAAGUGCUGGAGAGGCUGAUCCUGUACUAUAACUGCAUACCUUCCCUUGAAGAGGUGGAAGUACUGUACGAGCUGCCAGCUUUGAGAGAGCUGGACCUAAGGCUCAACCCUCUGACCAAAAGUCACCCACACUAUCGCCCUUAUCUGGUGCACGCCAUGCCCACCCUACGCAACCUAGAUGGCUGCUCAGUCAGAGACACUGAGCGCAAAGCUGCCAUACUGCAGUUCUCCUCUGACCUUCUACCUCAGCAGAAGAGCUCAUCUUUGAAUCAUCUUGCUGACCAAAGAAGCAGUGGUCCGAGAAUGGCUUUAGUUAAUCGCUUAACCAAGAGGCUCUCUCUCCUGACUGAAACUGAUGACAUUUUGUUGAAUUUUGUUGCGACGAAUCAUGGAGACCAUGGUGACUCAGUUCACAAGGAGGAAGACGAACCCAAACAGCAAGAAUCAGAAGAUUUUACAGAACAGAGAAGUUCUACUCCAAAACAGGAAACUGCUAAAUCUAUCCUCCGGUAUCCCCCCACGAAAUAUGAUAACACAGAGUCCAAAGUGCCACACAUGAAGGAACCAUCUCAUAUAAGAAGCUCUAGCUCAUUAAAAGUGGCUGAAAGACCAAAGGUGUCCUUUGGCCCCUAUGCAGAGAAAUGUAGACCUGUGCCUGGAAAACAAAAGCAAAAGGACCUCCACAAACUAACCAGACAUGCAGCCAAGGGACAUUAUACCGCUAAUCCUGAUCAAAGUCGCCAUCAUAGCUCUUCAUUUGUUAAUAUCCGGCCUCCCAGUCCACGUGGUACUGGUUUGAAUCUAUCUGACCCAUCUAACCCCAUUUUACAUCCUCCAAGACUGACUUACUCCAGCUUCAACAAGACAGGAGAGGGCUCCAGCCUGGCCCAGCAUAUGGAAAAGAAAAAAAGGGGUAGUUAUAGGAAACCCCUGGAGAUGCUCCUCAACCUCGUAGACAAACACUGGACAGGAGAGAGAUCACUGCAUCAUAACAACAACUUCCUGUCUCAGGCAGUCCAGAUCCUCUCUAUGAUGGAAAAUGAUAUUUCCAGCCGGGAGGCCGAGGUCAGGUCCUUAAGACGAGAAGCUGAUGCACUGAGCUUUCAAGCGGCUGCACAAGAGGAACAGCACAAAACUGAAGUCCGUAACCACUCUGCUCAGCUGGAGGAGGCUCGCAGCGCAGUUGGCAAACUAAAUGAACAACUGAGGAUUGUCUUGGAGGAAAAUGUUGCUCUGCAGAAACAGCUCAUCAAGUUAGAACGACAGUAUCUCAAGUCUAUGAUGAAAAGUUCACCAAUUACUCAGAUUAAAGAGGCUCAGACAGAAGUGGAGGAGCUGAGAAAAGAGAUCGAGGGGUUGAGGGAGAAAGUGCAGGAGGCUGAGAAAGUCAAGGAAUUGUCAAAUAUGCUUCAAGAAAACCACAGAUCCCUGGUCGCUACUAAUGAAUGUCUGCUAGCUGAGCUGAAGGGAAGUGGGGAACAUUAAAGAAGAAUUUCAAUGAAAAGAUGCACACCAGGAUGAAAGACUAUGCCGAGCGUCAUAUUAGCAUUGCAUGCUCUGCAUGAGGCAGUUACAGACUGUUUUUUUAAUUCAUUUUUACUUGAUGUUUCCCAACCCUUGUGUGUUUUAUUGUGUUAAAGUAGUGUUUAUUAUUUCAAAAACACAUGUAUACGCUGUGUUUGCUUGAUGUAAACCUUAACGGGGAAAGGCAAUUCAUUCAAGAAAGUUUGUAUAUAAGUGUGUGACAGGGCUGUUAUGUAAAAUAAUUCUAAGGGAAAAAUGUUAGCGAGAAGGUCAUAAUGUAUAUCCCGGAUUGGUGGUAAGAUUGUCUUUCUCUGUUUGGAUAUUGUUUUUUUUUUUUUAGGUCACUUGUUCCUUCAUCUGCUUUGUACGCUGCAGUGAAAUGAAUGCAUCCAGAUUCCA
This is a messenger RNA of Micropterus salmoides (largemouth bass), 2171 nucleotides long. It is a transcript of the gene cep72, whose product is annotated as centrosomal protein 72. The record is from RefSeq and is a predicted model, not a curated record. Gene Ontology annotation, molecular function: protein binding. The transcript is spliced from 14 exons. Bases 30 to 1733 code for a protein of 567 amino acids. Lineage: Eukaryota; Metazoa; Chordata; Actinopteri; Centrarchiformes; Centrarchidae.